Molecule: messenger RNA, 1308 nt
Organism: Eurytemora carolleeae
Lineage: Eukaryota; Metazoa; Arthropoda; Copepoda; Calanoida; Temoridae
Gene: Atg18a
Product: WD repeat domain phosphoinositide-interacting protein 2
Biological process (GO): protein localization to phagophore assembly site; protein lipidation; autophagy of mitochondrion
Cellular component (GO): phagophore assembly site membrane; extrinsic component of membrane; cytosol
Molecular function (GO): protein binding; phosphatidylinositol-3,5-bisphosphate binding; phosphatidylinositol-3-phosphate binding
Source: RefSeq, a predicted model, not a curated record
AAAUUGUAUUGCUUGAUUCACUUCUACAAGAGAUUAUGAAAUUCUAAAAUGGCGUUCACAGAUCCGUCGCUGGAGGUCAAUUUUAUCAACUUUAAUCAGGACUGUACCAGCCUAGCACUUGGUACAAGAACUGGGUAUAAACUAUUCUCCCUGAAUUCUAUAGAGAAGUUGGAUCUUAUUUAUGAAUCGCCUUGCAGAGAUGUCACCAUUGUCGAGAGAUUAUUCUCAUCCUCCCUUAUUGCCCUUGUAUCUCAGUCCUCUCCACGUCGUCUUCGCGUCUGCCAUUUCAAGAAGGGUACAGAAAUAUGCCAGUACAGUUACAGUAACACUAUACUAGCAGUUAAACUUAAUAGAGCUAGGCUUGUGGUCUGCCUAGAGGAGGCUUUAUAUAUUCAUAAUAUUAGGGAUAUGAAGGUUCUCCAUACAAUCAGAGAAACUCCUUCCAAUCCCCGAGGCUUGUGUGCACUAAGUAUCAACAGUGACAACUGUAUCCUGGCGUACCCUGGCUCAACCACCUCCGGAGAGGUUCAACUUUUUGAUGCUUUUAAUCUACAGGCCAAGUUAAUGAUACCGGCGCAUGAUGCUCCACUCGCAGCUCUUUCUUUUAAUCCGUCAGGUUCCAGACUUGCUAGUGCGUCAGUUCGUGGUACUGUAAUUCGUAUAUUUAAUGUGGUAGACGGAACCAGGCUAAUUGAGUUCAGGCGUGGAGUUAAGCGGUGUGCUCUAGUUUACAGUCUUGCUUUUAGUCAGGACAGUCAAUUUCUUGCCCUGGCAUCAAAUACUGAAACUAUUCAUAUAUUCAGGGUAGAGGAGGGCCAUCAACAACAAGAAGAAAAUCAUCAGAAACAGACAAACAUACAUCCAACUGAGGAUGGUUCUUGGAUGGGAUAUUUAUCUAAAGCUGUAUCUGUGAGUGCUAGUUACCUUCCUACCCAGGUUACCGACACCUUGAACCAAUUUCGAGCCUUCGCUACAGUAACAGUUCCAUCUGCAGGGGUUCCUAAUAUCGUCUCUAUUGCAACACUAUCAAGACAAAUCAGGCUGCUGAUGGCAAGUAUGGAUGGAUACUUCUAUGUGUACAAUAUACCAGUAGAGGGUGGAGAGUGUACAAUGAUUAAACAGCACAAACUGGACACCGAGUGUACGAUACAGGAUUGUAAAGGAGAGGAAGGUGGAGGAGGAGGAGAUAAAACAUAUUCACCUCCUGACUCUCCAGCAGUUAUUCCGGUCACUCAGGUCAGGACUGAGAAGACCUGCAAACUGGUUUUUUUUAAACUUUUAUUUUUAUUGUAAAUUGUCUAGUUUAUA